Molecule: messenger RNA, 3836 nt
Organism: Aspergillus wentii DTO 134E9
Lineage: Eukaryota; Fungi; Ascomycota; Eurotiomycetes; Eurotiales; Aspergillaceae
Gene: hir1
Product: putative histone transcription regulator Hir1
Exons: 5
Coding region: 342-3524 (1060 amino acids)
Biological process (GO): regulation of DNA-templated transcription; DNA-templated transcription; chromatin remodeling
Cellular component (GO): nucleus; HIR complex
Molecular function (GO): protein binding; nucleosome binding
Source: RefSeq, a predicted model, not a curated record
CGGGGCCCUUGUUCUUUGUUCGCGUUGCGUUAUCGCACUUCCAUUACUUACUACCUAUCUCAACCGACUGGUCCUCCGAUCAGGCCAUCUCAAGCUCAUCUUUCUUUUAUAAUAUCAAUCAUCUUCUGUCAAGACUCACACCAUCAUCCCGUCCUCUCAUGAGCGUUGGACGCUGCUGCUCUGCGAUGCCCCAAAUAAGCUAUCCUUCCUCCACGUCGACUCGCCAGUGAUCGAAACCCCCCAAAGCGGACCCUGCCAACCAACAAAACCAAAGCACAACAACACCCCAAAGACAAACACAGAGAGGGAAGGGUAAUAAAUAAAAAGAACGUUAUUUUGCGAUGCAUAUUAUCAAGCCGGUUUGGCUUACGCAUGGAGGCGAGAGGAAAGAUUUCGAGGUUUAUAGUUGCGAUGUUUCGCCGGAUGGGAGUCGUUUGGUUACAGCCGCCGGAGAUGGAUAUGUUAGGAUAUGGUCUACCGAGGCCAUCUACAACACAGGGAGUGCGGAAUACGCCAGCAAGCCGAAACAGUUGGCGUCGAUGAGCAAUCACUCCGGGACGAUUCAUACGGUUCGAUUUUCUCCCAACGGGAGAUAUCUGGCGUCGGGGGCGGAUGAUAAGAUUGUUUGCAUUUAUAUGCUGGAUGCCAAUCCCCCGUCGCAUGCUUCGACGUUUGGGACAAACGAGGCACCCCCUGUGGAAAACUGGCGCACGAUUCGACGAUUGAUCGGCCACGAUAACGAUGUUCAGGAUUUAGGAUGGUCGUACGAUUCCUCGAUAUUGGUUUCCGUUGGGUUGGAUUCGAAGGUUGUGGUUUGGUCGGGACAUACGUUCGAGAAGCUCAAGACCCUUUCUAUCCACCAGAGUCAUGUCAAGGGGAUUACAUUCGACCCGGCCAACAAAUACUUCGCCACGGCAAGCGAUGACCGUACCGUUCGCAUCUUCCGCUUUACCUCUCCUCCCCCCAACUCGACCGCCCAUGACCAGAUGAACAAUUUCGUUUUAGAACAGACCAUCUCCGCCCCCUUUAACAACUCCCCCUUAACGGCAUACUUUCGCCGAUGUUCCUGGUCUCCGGAUGGUAUGCACAUUGCCGCCGCUAAUGCAGUUAAUGGCCCCGUCAGCUCUGUUGCGAUUAUCAACCGUGGAUCCUGGGAUGGCGAUAUCAAUCUCAUCGGGCACGAAGCCCCCGUCGAAGUCUGUGCAUUCUCCCCGCGACUAUAUGGGGCUCAACCCGUCAGCAAACAACCAAUUGACAGCCAAGGUCCCCUGGUCACUGUUAUUGCCUGCGCCGGAGGCGACAAGUCCCUGAGUAUCUGGAUUACCAGCAACCCGAGACCUAUUGUUGUUGCGCAGGAAAUGGCAGCGAAAUCGAUAUCCGACCUAGCAUGGAGUCCUGACGGAAAAUGCCUUUAUGCCACUGCCCUCGAUGGUACGAUUCUUGCGGUUAGAUUCGAGGAUGGUGAACUUGGUUUCGCGGUAGCCAUGGAGGAAAACGAAAAGUCGCUCACUAAAUUCGGUACAAAUCGAAGAGGCGCGGGGAUUACAGAGACUACGGAUGGGCUGCUUCUCGAGGAGAAGAGCAAAGCUGGGGAGAUCAAGGAUGUCGAAGGCAGGAUGGGUGCUCUGAUGGGUGACGGGCAUGUUGCUGCUGAUAACCCGGUCAAUGGGAAACCCGCACCACCGCCACAGGCCCCUAAUGGCACAACGCCUACUCGAGCGCCGUCCCCUGCUCCUGAUACUCAAAAGGCUCAACCGAAUGGGACUGCGGCAACACCAGCAGCCCCCGAGCCAGAAAAGCCUGACCCAUACCAGGCAAAACUAGAGAGGUUGAAGCAGCGGCCAACAUACACAAAAGAUGGUAAAAAGCGCAUUGCUCCGCUUUUGGUUUCGGGAGCCGGGGCUGGAGAGUCCUCUCUGCCUCAAGCACGACUGAUGGCUUCUGUCAGUAAUCAACUGAAGGCCGAUGCACCACAGUCUAUCGUUGAUCUUUCCAAGCCAUUUGAUGGAUUACCAAAGGGUGGACUUGCAACAUUACUUCUCGGGAAUAAACGGAAACUGGCCCAGCUUGAGGACGACGAGGAUGGCCAGGUGGAAAAGCGUGUGACGUUGGCAAGUCAGAACGGCGCCACACCAAUUCUUGCGAAUACACCAGACGGUCUGCUUCCCGCACAAGUACAGCCUGCUGCCACUGGACAGCAGCCAACGCCAGAUUUCAUCCGGCCCGCUGUGACCAACCCUUGCAUGGCAAUGAGCCAGCUUCGACUGGCGGUACCCAAAAUUCGCAGUCAGAUUUUGCGUGCUAUUGACCUCAGUGGAAAACCAACUGAGCCGCCCAACACGUCGGGAGAACAGAACAAGUCGCGAGCCGACGUUGUGUUCGAGGCACGUAAUCCAUCACCUGCCAGCUUGACUGGCAGAGCUGUUGACCGGGAGCCGGUCCGCCUCACAUUAUUCCGAGGCGAUCAACCAUUAUGGCAAGAUUUCCUCCCACGCACUGUGCUGCUCGUGACGGGAAAUCAGAGUAUGUGGGCUGCGGCCUGCGAAGAUGGAUCUAUUUACAUCUGGACCCCGGCAGGACGUCGUCUUGUCAGUGCGCUUGUCCUGGAAGCGCAACCGGUGAUCCUCGAGUGCCACGGCCCAUGGAUCCUCGCUAUAUCGGCUGUUGGCAUGUGUUAUGUGUGGAAUGUCCAAAGCCUUUCUUCUCCCCAUCCACCGAUCUCGCUUCAGCCUGUGCUAGAUGCGGCGAUUCACACACUUGGGGCGCACCCAACGGUCGCCCCAGCGAUCACCAAUGCGCGGGUCAAUUCCGAAGGCAGGGUUGUGGUCGCUUUAACCAACGGGGAAGGGUACUCCUACUCGCCGUCCAUGUUCACCUGGCAGCGGAUUUCGGAGGCCUGGUGGGCAGUAGGCAGUCAAUAUUGGAACACAACCGAGGCUCCUGUCAGCAAUCUCCAGUCGAAGGAUUCCCAGCAAGAUAAGGAUGCAAAGGCCGCGGUGUCGGCGGGUAUCAUCCCCUUCCUGGAGCGCAACACAACGAACGAGACACUUCUUCGCGGUCGAGCAUACUUCCUACAGCGUUUGAUCAAGGUUCUCUUGUCACGCGAAGGUUACGAGAGUUUCGAAUCCAGUGUUUCUAUUGCCCACCUGGAGAAUCGUCUGGCUGCAGCGCUCUCCCUUGGGGCCAAGGAAGAGUUCCGGUUGUAUUUGUCCAUGUACGCUAAACGCGUCGGGGCGGAGGGCCUGAAGCUGAAGGUUGAAGAGUUGCUGAAGGGGUUGAUUGGUGGUCUUUUUGAGGAAGAAGACGAAGCCGAAACAGGGGGCCAAUUGCAGGCCAAGGAGAAGGAAGACCGAAACUGGCAAGAAAACUCGGAUACCCUCUGUGGCUGGCCACGAGAGGUGUUAUUGAAGGAAGUCAUUCUGGCACUUGGCAAACAUCGGGAUCUCCAACGGGUGACUGUUCCAUACGCUAAGCUGCUGGGAGUCGUGGACGAGAUCGAAGAGGGCGAUGCGAUGGAAACAUAACCACUGUGAUUAUGGGGUUUUCUUUCUGGCGUUCAUGAUGCGGGGUAUACUGGUUUAGUGAGGGGUUUUCAGCAGGAGGAUUGUUCUUUUUUCACUAUUUUUUUACACCAAAAGAUGGAUCUUGUCUACAGAUCCUUGUAACAUAUGACGCGCUGUUUUUCUCUCCUUUCUUGCAUGUCUAAGUGCUGGCGAUGUAUGAGUUUCUGGUUCUCUAAUACCUUGUGGGCUGAAUUUAAGCCUUAUUAGCCAAUUAUGGCAUUACUGAAGCAUUUAUAUGUAGUAUAGGUGCUUGGCAUCCAGAACUCAGUUGAC